Messenger RNA from Tachysurus vachellii, 5076 nucleotides. RefSeq names its product syntaxin 6 (gene stx6). The transcript has 8 exons. Gene Ontology annotation, molecular function: SNARE binding; SNAP receptor activity. Gene Ontology annotation, biological process: intracellular protein transport; vesicle fusion; Golgi vesicle transport. The coding region runs from base 120 to 887 and encodes 255 amino acids. Gene Ontology annotation, cellular component: synaptic vesicle membrane; SNARE complex; endomembrane system. The record is from RefSeq and is a predicted model, not a curated record. Lineage: Eukaryota; Metazoa; Chordata; Actinopteri; Siluriformes; Bagridae.
UGUAAACAACACACGCAUCCAUUCGGUUGUGUGUGAUAGCGACAGAACGCCAGAGAAUAACAGCCGAAUUUUAGGGCAUGUCUUUUUUCGCAUAAAGGGUCUUUUAUGUGAAUAGAGCAAUGUCGAUGGAAGACCCGUUUUUUGUUGUGAAAGGGGAGGUCCAGAAGGCGGUGAACACUGCCCAGGGUCUGUAUCAGAGAUGGACCGAACUGUUGCAGGACCCUGGUAGUGCCACUAAAGAGGAGAUUGACUGGACCACCAAUGAGUUGAGGAACAGCUUGAGGUCUAUAGAAUGGGAUCUUGAGGACUUGGAUGAGACCAUUAGUAUUGUGGAAGCAAAUCCACGGAAGUUCAAUCUUGAUUCCACAGAGCUGAACAAGCGGAAAGCUUUCAUAACCAACACAAGGCAGACUGUCAAGGAUAUGAAAGAUCAAAUGGCAAAUCAGGCCAUGUCUCUGUCAGACAAGAAAAGCAGACAGACUCUGAUGGGAGAAGGAGGGUCGCGUGGACCGAUCUGGCAACCGGGAGGAGAUAAAUACACACGUCUAGACCGAGAACUGCAGUCAGCAAACUCUCAGUUUAUUGACGAGCAACAAUCGCAGCAACAGCUCAUGGCAGAGCAGCAGGAUGAGCAGUUGGAGCUGGUGUCAGGGACCAUUGGCGUAUUGAAGAACAUGUCUGAACGGAUUGGACAGGAGCUGGAUGAACAGGCAGUAAUGCUGGAUGAUUUUUCUCAUGAGAUGGACAAUACCCAGUCCAGGUUGGAUAAUAUGAUGAAGAAGCUGGCUAAGGUUUCCCACAUGACUAGUGACCGGCGACAAUGGUGUGCUAUUGGCAUUUUGUUGGCCAUCCUGUUCGUUGUGAUCAUCCUCCUCAUUGUUCUGUGAGCUGCACUACGUUCCUGACCACCACAGCUUUCCUCAUUCCAACUGAAGAAUUGACUAAAACAAAGGUGCUUUAAGGAAAGGAAAUCGCCUUGGUCUCCACUCAUUCAGUCAUACUCUUACCUGCCGACUGUUGCGCUUUCUGCCACUCCAAAUACUACCUUUCUGGUACUUCAUCUUGUUUAGCUGUAAAUAUCUGUUAUGUCUUUUUUUGUUUGUUUGUUUGUUUGUUUUUUUAAGUGUAAAAAACCUAAGCUCAUUGGGCUUACAGUUGUGCGUUCUGCUUCACUUACAUUUUCUGUAAGUGUGUUAGAAGUCAAACGAGAAUUGAAUUAGUGUCCUGAGUCGGGGUAACACUCAGUCUAGCUCCUGUUACCUUUUGUGUUAUUGAUGCUUUGGAGGGAUUUAUUGAAAUAAUACUGGGUUAAUUUUCCACAGGAAAAUUCUAUGCUAAAAUGUCAUCCUUUGCUUCCUGUCCUGCUUGAUAACUGGUUUAUCAUAUACACCUACAGUACAGGUGCUGAAAAUUUAUCCAUCACCAAAAUAUCACUCCUGACCCUUUUCUAAUGAUAGAAAAGUCAGAGAAAAGGCUGUUGACAAAGUGUACAUGUCAACAGAUGGAUUACAGCAUACAGAGUGACCUGUACGCUGGAUCUACCUGAUAAAAUUGCCAGUAAGGUCAGUGUAGGUAGUUGUACCUAAUGAUGGACUAACAGCUCAGAGCUGAUUCCAGUGAUAAUGUCUCUGCUGAUAAUUAAUGAAGUUAAAGAUCACUGAAAACUGGUGUCUUGUUUUGGAACCAGAUUUUUUUUUUGUUUUUAUUAAAGCGGGUAUUUGAUUAACGGCACUAAUGAUAAGUUAACCACUUCCUACAUCUCUUUUGCAAAUGCUUAUGACUUUAUUUUCAUCCUGUCUCAACUUGUAGUAGAGAAUUAAUUUCAGGCUGGAUGAGACUGACUAAAUGAGCUUGACUGGAACUUAUUUACUUUUAGAAUGUUUGCUUGUCAGGUCAGUAACUAAUAUAGAACUGGACAAUUAGCAGAAAAUUAAUGGUCCUACUGCAUAAAGAUUGAUUUUUUUUUCAAGUCAUGCAGAAGAGAGGAAAUUAUGCAGCUGCUUGAUUUAAAAACACUCCUGCUGGGCAUUUUCCCCUGAAAUGUUUUCAUAUUGCGUGGAUGUGCUUCGGCUCAAAGGCACUUAUUCCUUACAGGAGGAGUGAUGAAAUUCAUUUAAAAAACAACAACAAAACACUGAGGCAGAUGAAGAUAGUUCAGGGACUAUCAUCACAAAUGAAGAACAGCUUUAAACAGGGUUUAAACACUACUUUAUGCUCAUCCCUUUACGUACCUCAUUUUAAUACGUACAACACGUGCGAAGAAAUCAUUUGCAGAUCAAUCUGAAAUCAGCCUUAUACGGCCCAAUGAAUUCUGCAUGGAAAGCUGAGCUAAAUUCAUUUUUAUCCAUCAAACUGUUCAGCUAAAAAAAUUAGGAGUGCACAUUUUAGUUCUGUCUUUCAGACAUUAUACGAUAUACUUACAAAGCUAAUAGGUGACUUAAAAAUAUAUAGGGAUUGUUUUUAAGGAGAAUUAAGAUGUUAUUCCUACUACAAAAAAAGACUAAAAAUACAAUGACAUUGCUUUUUUCCACUGCAGCUUCCAAACUUUUUACACCAGAAAAAUGUAUAAAAUUAUUAAUUAAACUGUGGCCAUUUUAAACAACCUAGGGCAAUAUGGGAUUUGGUAGUCUAGUAGUUAAGGUGUUGGACUACUGACCAGAAGGUCAUGAGUUUGAAUCCCAGGUCCACCAAGUUGCCACUGCUGUGCCCCUGAGCAAGACCCAACCAUCAGUUGCUCAGCUGUAUAAACUGAAAUGAAAUGUAAGUAAAUCAGAAUAAGGGCGUCUGCUAAAUGCCAGAAAUGUUAAUGUCUUACCUGGACAGAUUAAGUAAAGUUUUUUCCAUGUUAACAACAGCAACAACACACUGUGGGCAGCAAAAACACUCUGUGGAAUGUCUUUCCUUUUACCAUCUUCACUGUGAAAAUUCCUGUUAAUUUUUAAAUUGGUGGAGACGAACCAACACCAUGCUGAACACAAUUUCUCUCAUAGCUGCAGGUUUAUCAAUCCUAAAGCAUAAAGUGGUAAAGAAUUCAGUUUCCCCACAGACAUUUUUAAAGGUAGGUUCAUAAACAGUAGUGCAUAACAUGGUCGUUGAUCAAACACUGGGUGGUGAAUUUCACCAUCACCAGCCCAUCUGGAUUGAUCAAAAUAUGCAUUCUGAGAUAAAGAGAAAACCCUAUGUCUGUGACCGCAAUGCAGGAUUAGGUAUUAUAGUAAAGUUCAUUUUUAAACCAGUUUAUCUCUUGAGCUUGUAAUUUUAGCAAAAUCCACAGAGAUCAAAUGAUCUGUCAAUUCAUUACAUUCAGAUGCUCUCGAUGACCGAAUAAAUGAAAGGGAAAAGUCUGAGAUGGGUAAAUGCUUGUAGCGCUUGUUAUGCUGCCUGAUAACACCUUGUCUCUGGUUUAUCCUGUGAUUGUUUAGGUUUAUAUGUAGGAUGUAGGUGAACACAACAGAAAGGCUAAUAAAGGCCAGUUUUUAGCAGUAGUGUAUUGACUGUAGGCUCUGUUAGAUGUUCUACUGGCCCUUGAUUUCAGAAGAAUUUCUGUGAAAAUUUCUGUUUCCUUUCCCUCUGAGAUUGACUUAUAUGAAAAGCUUCUUAAGAAUCCUUAAAGAUUACCUAUAUUUCUUUGUAUCACCUGAAUAGAUUAUAGUGACAUUUUGGGCACGUUUUAUUUGCUAGAUUUCAACUAGAUUUCAGCUAGAUUGCACAAUACCAUAUCAAAGUAUUGACCAAAUGCUGCUGUGAAGUUCAGAACACUACAUAGCUAGUGCCUUAGUAUCUCAUAGAGAAAGGAGGGCAAAAACAUGUUGGGUUUUUUCUGUCAUAAAAACUUAUCUUCCAUUUUAGAUGGAAAUCCUUGUGUGAGAUUCGUCUCUUUACUCUCAUUUGCUGAAUCUCAAUCAGAGAAAUCAGGUUCAUUUGUUAAUAAGGUUAACAUAAAAACAACUUUAGCUGAGGGGGUUGUGUAUAUCUAAAAAUCAAGUGUGUGUAGAAAUCAAAAGAAUCACCUGAUUGUUGAGAACACCACGCUAGUGCUAAGGCAUUAGAUAACUAUUUCUCGAACUUGUCUUUUUGUUUGCUGAUUGUCAGGUCGAUUUGGAGUCAAACUGCUUUCUCAUUAAACCAGAACCAUGCUAGAUCUCACUCGGACCUGCGUCUAGACCAGUUUUUUUGAUCUGUUUGAUUACUGUGUUGUCACCCUUCUAAGAAAACACAGUGAGAGGAAGAACACAGCAGGGUUCUAUUCAGAUAAAAUCUACAGACACUGCAUAUGUGAAUGUAACCUUAGAGAACAAAGGUCACAUCUAGAACCCUGUAAGGUAGUUUGGUUAACUCUUAACGGUUGUCAUAAAAGCCUUCAGCAGAGUGUUUACCUGUCAUAAAUGGUUCCAAAUAGAAACCAUUUAGGUCUUUAAAUGCUACCUGUACAAGAACCUAUUUCUUAUUCUGUCUAAGAGUGUAGGGAGGAAGUUCCUCCUUCCCUAUCUGCUGCUGCAGAAGUGUAAGUUAGAUUCAGUAUUGUCUACAAAACCUAAUUUUUGCAAUCCAUGUUCAUAUUUUAUCAUGUGUGUAAACAGCGAUAUAAUAUACUGUUAUCUUGUUCUUAUUAAAUUGCUGACAUUAUGUUUAUUAUUUGUUUUUAAACUGACUCCUUAUUUUUUAAGUCACUUUGAUUUUAAAAAAAUCAUGACGGAAUAUUGAAUAAAUUAAGAAAAAGUCUUCUUUCUGUAUCCAAAAACAAGACUGAAAAAUGUUGGCUGAGCUCGUGACCAUGAAGAGUGGUGAUCAUGUUGUUGUACAAAGUAUCACAAAAACAAAAAGGAAAAAUUGCACAAUCACGUCACUGGACCGGUGACUGGUAGAGAGAAUAUGGUAGCAAAUGGGCUUUGAUUAAUCCGUAUAAUUUGGUACAGUUGAUUAUUUGUUAAUUUGAUGUUUGGUUACUGUGUGAGAAUGAAAUGAUAUCCUGUUGUUUCCCUUUGACCAUCAGCUUCCCUUUAUGAAAUUCUCCCCAUCAUCCCUGUGUGCAAUUGAGUUCCCUCUGAAUCUUAUUAAAUGCAGAUUGUAACUCAG